Pseudopipra pipra is the source of this 3675-nucleotide messenger RNA. It is a transcript of the gene TMEM87A, whose product is annotated as transmembrane protein 87A. Bases 57 to 1760 code for a protein of 567 amino acids. The record is from RefSeq and is a predicted model, not a curated record. Gene Ontology annotation, biological process: retrograde transport, endosome to Golgi. NCBI's taxonomy places the organism in Eukaryota, Metazoa, Chordata, Aves, Passeriformes, Pipridae. Gene Ontology annotation, cellular component: Golgi cisterna membrane; Golgi apparatus. The transcript has 19 exons.
UCCCCCCGCGAGGAGCGGAAGAGGCGCGGCCAGCGCGGCGGCCUCCGUACGGCGGGAUGGCGGCGGCGCCGCGUUGCGGGGGGCGGCGGCGGCCCGGAGUCGUCCUGCUGCGGCUGCUGGCGGUGCUGCUGCUGGCGGGCGCGGUGGGCGCCGGGCAGCGCUCCAAAUGGCGGCUGCCGGUGCUCCUGGGGAAGAAGUUUAACUUUGGGAAGAUUCUCUUCAGCAACACCACCAUUUUCCUGAGAUUUGAAGACGAUGAAAAAGCUUGUGAUCCUUCCUUAGGUUUCAAUGUUACUUGGUACUUAAGAUAUUCUGACUGCUACAAUGAAGUCUUCAACUUUGGGGAUGAACAAGCAGAUAACUAUUUUGGGACCACAGCUGAAGAGCAUCCGGGUUGGUCAGGAUACUAUGCCACUGCUUCUCUUCUCUUUCCAAACUGCUCUGAGCUCCUUAGGCCUCAGAUUUUCUAUAAAGAAUUUGUUCAUCCAGAACCUCUCUCACCUGAGAAACAAGAGGGCUUAAAAGAUAAGAAGGAGAGCACAGGAAAUCACACCAUGGUGACAGAUAAAACUGCAAUGAAUGCUGUUAUGAAAACUUGGCGAGAUGGACCAUAUAUAUUUAUUGUGCAAAUUGGAAGUAUAACUGCAAAGGAUUCUAUUACCAGAGUUAAAAGAAUGGAGAGGACAACACCUUCCUCAUAUCAAAAUAAGCUCUUUACAAUGACAGUAGAACUGAAGGGGCCGUAUGAGUAUCUCUCACUUGCAGACUAUCCUCUGAUGAUUUUUUUCAUGGUGAUGUGUAUUGUGUAUGUAUUCUUCGGGGUUCUAUGGCUUGCAUGGUCAGCCUGUUACUGGCGGGAUCUCCUGAGGAUCCAGUUCUGGAUUGGUGCCGUUAUCUUCCUGGGAAUGCUUGAGAAAGCAGUUUUCUAUGCAGAGUUCCAGAAUAUUCGCUACACGGGAGAAUCUGUUCAAGGAGCAGUAAUACUGGCAGAACUUCUCUCUGCUGUGAAGCGAUCAUUGGCUCGAACUCUGGUCAUCAUAGUCAGCUUGGGAUAUGGGAUAGUCAAGCCUCGCCUUGGAGUUACUCUUCACAAAGUUGUUAUGGCUGGAGCUCUUUAUCUAUUAUUUUCUGGCAUGGAAGGUGUUCUUAGAGUCACAGGGGCCCAGAAUGAUCUUGCCUCCUUGGCUUUUAUUCCCCUGGCUUUCCUAGAUACUGCCCUGUGCUGGUGGAUAUUCAUCAGCUUAACUCAAACAAUGAAGCUGCUAAAACUUCGAAGGAAUGUUGUGAAGCUCUCUUUGUAUCGGCACUUCACAAACACGCUCAUCUUGGCAGUAGCAGCAUCUAUUGUAUUUAUCAUCUGGACCACCAUGAAGUUCAGGCUGGUGGACUGUCAGUCGGACUGGCAGGAGCUAUGGGUGGAUGAUGCCAUCUGGCGUUUAUUGUUUUCAAUGAUCCUUUUUGUCAUCAUGAUUCUGUGGAGACCAUCUGCUAACAACCAAAGGUUUGCUUUCUCACCACUGUCAGAAGAGGAGGAUGAUGAUGAGCAGAAAGAGCCAAUGUUAAAGGAAAGCUUUGAGGGAAUGAAAAUGAGAAGUACAAAGCAAGAACCAAAUGGGAAUGUAAAAGCAAACAAAGCUGUGAGUACACUCUCUACCUCAAAGAAUAUAGAUUCAUCUCUUCUUUGUUUUGCUCUUCCAGCUCUUCUGGAUUCAGAUGAGGAAAGAAUGAUUACACACUUCGAAAGGUCCAAAAUGGAAUGAAGGAGUAGCUUUUUGCUGCUGGAAGUGGAGACGCCUCUUUUAAAGUUGCUUGGUGGAGCAAGUGCAUCCUGCUGAUUUGUUUGUUGAUCUCAGCCUUGAAAGUUUGAUGCUUUACUGUCGUGGAGGGUGUCUUGCUGUGGAAGAAGUUCACAAGGACAUUAUAAACCUUUCAGAAAUUUGAAUUUACAAAGUUGCUGCGAGUUUGGAUUUUUAAGCAAUUUACAUAUGUACUAUUCCAGCACCUUCUGUAACUUUUCAAAUAUUUAAUCUGUGAAACUAAAAUUCCUAAUGUCUGUUUGAGGAGUUUAUAUUUCAGUGUUACAAUUGACAACUAGAGGUGAACUGCCUGUACCUUUUUGGGGGGAGGGUGGGGACAUCUAGAAGUAAGCACUGAAGAAACAACAGACCCAUUUACUGGUAGAUACAACUGCUGUUGUAUGUCAUGUGCCCAAUAUGCAUGAGAGGGUUUUAGAGAGAAGCUCCUGUUGAUGAAGAAAAUUAAGAUGCCAGAAUGGAAAUAUUUGGAAAAGUUACAAUGAUAUGAGUUUUUAACAAAAUCAAGUGCAAUUUUAUUCAUAACACUGUGUAUGAAAGAUUUUCUAUUUUAAAUGCCAUUGAUCUAUAGGUAACAGCUGUCUAGAGCUAACACUUGCUGUUGUGGCACAUCUCAUUGCCGGCAAUGUGGUGGAUGCCUGCAAAAAUUAUUUGCCCCUACCUUUCAUGUGUUGCAUGAUUUAAUUUAAAACAACAAACAAAACAACACCACCAAACAUCACCAAACCCAUUCCUGCAGCGCUCCAAAAGUGCUUGACCACAUGUUAAGCAGAUAUUCUCCCUUUACAUGUAACAUCUCCCACCAAGAAGUUGGCGCUCUUCUACGAGAACAUGGCAUUGCUUUCUAGAGGGUGCAAGCACCGCCUACCUUACUUGAAAGAGGCUUUAUGGGCAGUCCACAGUGCUGGGAUAGUUAAGUUCCCAGUGUCUGUUUAGAAUUGCUUCCCAUGUAAGUGAUCUGAUGAUGAGCUUUCCUGUCCCAAUUGGUCCUAUGGCCAAGAGGUACUCUGAGAUAACUGUGUUUCAGUCAAAGUUUCAAACUCCUAUAUAAUUGCAUUUUGUUUCUCCUUUUGAGAUUAAAAAGAGCAUUUGGUGUUGUUUUUAUUUUUUGCUUGGCUGUAACAGCUACACUUGCAAUAACUUCCUCAUGGAAACCCACUGUAGACUGUAUGCAAAAGGUCUAAUUCAGGUUCAUAACCUUUACACCUGAUGAUUACCAGGUAUGCAGUAGCUGGACAGCUCAGGAGCAGAUGUGGCUGCUGCUGGAAUGGCAUAGGGAGUAAGCUCUUCUGGUUCUUCACUCAUAGCUAUGACAGCAGAAAUAAACAUGUGCCUGUACUUCAUUCAUUCCACUGUAAGGUCUGGUAGCUUAGCUGUAGUUCAUCUUUAUCAGCAAUUCAAGCUGAAACGUGGCACUUUACAGUAGAGUAGCUGAGGCACAAGGACAUAGUGUCUUCUGAUAGGUGUGCUGUGGGGCAGUGAACUCUCAGCAGAUGGGCAGAGAAAAAAAAGCUCUGGCUAUAGCACCUCACUGCUUCUGCAGGAGUUGCUAGAGCUCUUCUUUAGGCUACAGGUAGAAUCUUUUAAUUAAAAAACACUUCUAAUUUGCUAUGCUUAAUUGAUAUAGAUGAAAAAAAUGUUACCUCCAUGUCCUUUUGAGGAGAGGAAAUUUUGUGAAAUAAAGCUACACAAAGCUCGCUAUUUAAUGGGGGGGGGUUCUGUUUUGAUUUUUUUUUUUAAGUCCUAUUGUUCUGGGUUGUUUGGGUUUUUUGAAACAAAUAGGUAAAAAUGUUCUCUACUGGAAGCACAACAGUUUGUAUGUACUAUUUAAUAAAGGCUAGGCAAAGAGGAGAAAGGCUUA